This is a messenger RNA of Perkinsus marinus ATCC 50983, 1584 nucleotides long. RefSeq names its product cathepsin L precursor, putative. Bases 1 to 1584 code for a protein of 527 amino acids. Gene Ontology annotation, cellular component: lysosome. The transcript has 6 exons. Lineage: Eukaryota; Perkinsozoa; Perkinsida; Perkinsidae. Gene Ontology annotation, molecular function: cysteine-type endopeptidase activity. The record is from RefSeq and is a predicted model, not a curated record.
AUGGCUAAUCAGCAGGAGACUGUUACCAAGAAUCUACUAGAUCCUCUACUAGAUGGUGAGAAUAUUGACCAAGCGAUCAAAGAUCUCAUGGUUACCCAGCUGAUCGAGGAAAAGAUAUAUUCUAUUAUGUUGCUGGCCAAUGUCGGUGAAGAAACUGUUACACGUAUGACUGGUCGCAUCCCAGCUGAACAACAACAAUUCUUUAAACUACAUCUGGUCUCACUGGUUGAGGAGGCCAAGGCCUGGCGUACAGCCAAGCGUCGCAGGCAGGAGCAAGAGAAAGAGGCUAAUGAUCUAGCGUCUUACCGGGACAACCUUCGCCACAGAUUUGGCAAGAAGGUCGAGCUUCCCACUAACAUUAUGCCUCCUACAAGUUUGAUUGCUAAGGUCGGGAAGGCACCUUACGACUACAUUCCAGUUCAAGAAUUUCUCGGCACAUCAUCUUCCUCUCCUAACAAUACCAAAGUGAAGCAUCUUGAAGAUAUCAAUACCGGUAAGAUGGCAGCGGUCAGGAUUGGGAAGGUCAAGAAGAUCAACACGUUGGCACAGGGGGUUGAGGGCUUCGCCAAGUGGUGCAUGGCAUUGCUCAUGGUGGAACCUGACAAUCAGGUGGUGAAUCCUCUCGGUAUGCUUUCUUAUUUGGUUCGAGUAGUCUCCCUGGCUGAGGAGAAGUCCCCGCGUUCUGCUAUUCUCUUCGAUCAUUCCUACCGGUCGAAACUGACAGCCUUUCAUGAAGCAGGGCACAGCAUAUCUCAAGUUCUGACUAACGACCUUGCGCCCUCCUUAUAUGUUGGUGCGCAGCUGGGAAUUUUGGAAGACAAAGAUCACAUUUAUGGGAAGGAUGUAGGAAGUCAUACUGAUGAGGUCUGCAUCUUCUACGAGCGAGUCCCGCUCGGACUAUCCUUCCCCAAAGAGGCAACGAAGGAGAUCUCCGGUUCGCCAGGAGAGAGGUCCCAAGAGUGGCGUCAACUCAUCCAAUCAUUCAAAAAACUAGCUGGUGGCCGUCCUCGCGAUCGAACGGCCCUUCUCUCCAUCGAUCGAUCUUCCAUUGAGGUACAGCCCUCUCGAAUCUGUGGAGAUUACGUUGCAAGAGGUAAUUUGACUAAAGGCGAUGGGUGCUGGCCGUACGAUUUCCCGCCAUGCGCUCAUCAUAUCAAUGACACCAAGUACCCCAAAUGCCCUAAGGGCUCAUACGAGACUCCCAACUGUGUUGAACAAUGCCACAACCCGAAGUAUACAACAAGUUUGAAAAAUGAUCGUCAUUACAUGCUGGAAUCCUCUCCGUAUCAAUACUCUGUGAACAAUGCCAAAAAUGCUAUCAGAACUGAUGGCCCAAUUUCGGCUUCGUACCUUGUUUACGAAGAUUUCCUAGCCUACAAGUCCGGUGUAUACAAGCAUACUUCUGGUUCAUACCUCGGUGGACAUGCUGUGAAGAUAAUUGGUUGGGGUGAGGAGAAUGGAGAAGCUUACUGGCUUGUCGUGAACUCCUGGAAUGAAGACUGGGGUGACCAGGGCCUUUUCAAGAUAGCCCUUGGAAACUGUGAAAUAGAUGACGACCUGCUUGGUGGUACACCUAAAGUUUGA